Cladocopium goreaui is the source of this 1015-nucleotide messenger RNA. The record is from the annotation of a GenBank genome assembly. Lineage: Eukaryota; Dinophyceae; Suessiales; Symbiodiniaceae.
CUCCUGCGUGACAUGUUUUGAAAACUGAAAAGUCCUGAGUCCUUAGACUUCGAACUGCAAUGUGGGAGUGCAUGAUCAGCGAAACCCGCAAAGGGCGACACACCGGGAGACAUCGGAAAGUUGAGGUUUGUGCUCCGGCUUCGCCAGCUUCGCCUCGAAGGCCCCUGGAAAUCCAGGGCGGAGGCAUCCGGAGAGACAGGACAAGUCAGCUGGAGAAGAUCAGAGCUGCUGGCAUGCAGAAAUCGCGCCGGCACGAUGAGACAACACAGUCCCCGGACACGGGAGCCAGGCUCUCCCAGCAAUAUGCACAAGCUUCCCAAGAUAUAGCAUCGUUGGCUUCUCGCCUGGCACAGCACAAUGGGCUUCGUAAAUUCAGUGCGACCUUUUCGAGUCGUGCUCCACCAUUGGAGUUGCGGAUGUUGCUGCCAGACCUUGAGGCUUCUAUUGAGCUACUUUUGGCUUCAUUGUCAAGCUGUACAGAGCAGAUUGCCGAGCUCGAGGUUCCACCUGAAUCUCGCCUGGCUGAACUGAGAGAAACGGUUUGCCACUACCUCCGCUCAGAGUAUGCUGCAGCGCAGGAAACUUUCAACGAGCAGCGGACACACCUGCGAGCUUUGAGAACCGCCUCUCCAUUGACCUCACCAGUAACAAUGCCGGUUCUGCCAAUGAAGCUAUCGGGUGUUGGAUCUGUUGAGCAAAGCAUAUCUUCCGCAGCAGUUUCUACUCAAUGCUCGCCAGACAUGCCUGCUCUUGAGCUUGUUGAUGAGAUCAAGCUUGAUGAGGACAGCGAGGUGGAUGAACCUGCACUGCCUUUUGCAGCGGUCAUGUGCGAUGUGCCUUUUGAAGGGCCCACUCUUUGAUGAGUGCACGCUUUUUGUACCCAGCUGAAGCUGUGGAGUUUGUCCCUGGGAGGGCAGAAGAUGCAGGCAACCUACCGAUUUCGGGCAGGUGGAAAUUCUCUUUUAUGAUGUACUGUAAGCGCCGUGUAGGUGCUGAAAUCACCUUUGCAGUGGAC